CGGCGGCGUCGGUGGUGUAAACAGAGACCUUGGAGGACAAGGGAGGUUCCUCCCGCAGGUGUGAGAGAGAGACACUCGUCCCGCAGCCCAGCAAGCUCUUUGUGUGGAGCAGUGAGCUGUGUGUGGUUCCUGUUACUUGAGGAUCAUGCAGAGAGCUUCGCGUCUGAAGAGAGAGCUGAACCUGUUAGCCACAGAGCCGCCCCCAGGCAUCACAUGCUGGCAAGAUAAGGACCAAAUGGAUGAUCUGCGAGCUCAAAUAGUAGGUGGGACCAACACACCUUAUGAAAAAGGUGUUUUCAAGCUGGAAGUUAUCGUUCCUGAGAGGUACCCAUUUGAACCUCCUCAGAUCCGAUUUCUGACUCCAAUCUAUCAUCCAAACAUUGAUUCCGCUGGAAGGAUAUGUCUCGAUGUUCUCAAACUGCCGCCCAAAGGAGCCUGGAGACCAUCCCUCAACAUUGCGACUGUGCUGACUUCCAUUCAGCUGCUCAUGUCAGAGCCCAACCCCGACGACCCGCUCAUGGCUGACAUAUCCUCAGAAUUUAAAUAUAACAAGCCAGUCUUCCUCAAGAAUGCCAGGCAGUGGACGGAGAAGCAUGCAAGACAGAAGCCGAAGGCCGAUGAGGAGGAGACGCCUGAUGAUCCAGCAGAGGCCAGAGGCUCAGAAGUCCACAACACCGCACAGAAAAGGAAAGCCAGGCAGCUGGGCGGCACGGAGAAGAAAUUCUGUCCUGGUGUCUAGGGGCUCUGUCCGCUCCGUCUUCCUUAAUCCAUUCUUUGCCAAGAUGGCCUGAUUUGCCUACCUUGGUUGAAUGUUUUCUUUGUAUUUGAUGACAUUAUCAUUUUCAUAUCCUAUAAAACAGGUCUUGUGUAUUUAUGUAUUCUGCUCUACAUUGGUUCUCUGAGGGUAGUUUGUUUUAUUUAGCUUGUACAUACGUAUUUUGAAACCUUUUAAACCUGAAAAAUAAAUAAUAAUUUAAUGUUGA
Messenger RNA from Equus quagga, 983 nucleotides. RefSeq names its product ubiquitin conjugating enzyme E2 T (gene UBE2T). NCBI's taxonomy places the organism in Eukaryota, Metazoa, Chordata, Mammalia, Perissodactyla, Equidae. The transcript is spliced from 7 exons. The record is from RefSeq and is a predicted model, not a curated record. Bases 146 to 739 code for a protein of 197 amino acids.